GCCGGGACGUGCCCAGAAACCACGGCCAGGGUUCCCCCAAACCGGGCCGGUCUGCACCCAGCCAGCUCAGGUGACCAGGCGGGCGCCGGGCACACCUGGCGCCGUCCUCUGACCCCGCCCCGGGCCCGGCCGCACCCCGGAACGCUCUCCGGGAGAGCCGGCGCGGCGGAGCACAGCCAUGGCCGCGGCGCCCGCGGUGGGCGCCCCGCAGGGGUCCCCCCCCGGCGCGCCGUCCCCGCCGGCCGCCGCGCCGGGGCCUGCGUCCGGCCUGGGCCGCUGCCGGAUGGCGCUGCUGCUGGCCGUGGCGCUGGACGUGGCGGGCAUGGCGGCGCUGCUGACCGGCGUGUUCGCGCAGCUGCAGGUGCGCGGCCGCGACUUCGGCGACCUGCUCAUCUACUCGGGAGCGCUGCUCGUCUUCCUGAGCCUGCUCGGCUGGAUCCUCUGGUACACCGGCAACAUCGAGAUCUCGCGCCAGGAGCUGGAGCGCGACUACGGCCUGCGGCCCUCGGCGCUCGCCCGCCUGGCGCGCAAGCUCUCCCGCCGCUGGUCCGCCCCGGCCUCCUCCGGCCCGCGCGCCGCGCCCGGCUCCCGGGGGACGCGCCGCGCCGCCCGCGCGCCCCCGCCGCCCGCCGCCAGCUCCCGCCGCGUGCGCCUGCAGCUGGCUACGCUCGAGGCCGCGCCCGGGGCGGCGGGCGCGGGCCCCGAGUGAGCCCGAGACGAACCCAUGGCCCCACCUGUUGGGACUGGACCGGACGUGCAGCUGCGCCCAACAUCAUUUGGCCGCCAGGAUGCCUACCUGUCCUCCCCUACUGUCCCCCGGAUAAAUGGCUCUGCCUCCUA
This is a messenger RNA of Hyaena hyaena (striped hyena), 840 nucleotides long. RefSeq names its product transmembrane protein 238 (gene TMEM238). The record is from RefSeq and is a predicted model, not a curated record. The coding region runs from base 179 to 709 and encodes 176 amino acids. NCBI's taxonomy places the organism in Eukaryota, Metazoa, Chordata, Mammalia, Carnivora, Hyaenidae. The transcript has 2 exons.